AAAAUCCUCCAAACUUUUAUCCCUAGAAAUAAACAUUAAGAAAACAUAACAGCACAAUAUCCACUAUUCUAACAUGACUUUGAACGGCCAAAAUAGAUUAUUUUCCAAUGUUAGCACGCGACGCCACCGUCCAAAAUUUCUUCCCGUUAAACCUUGGCGGUCACGUGAAGAUCUGUUGAUGGCUUGUGCAAAUGCCGCCAUUUAAAUAAUAACGUGGAAUGUCUUCAUGUGGUGUGACUUGACAGCAAUGUGAAAUAGCCUUAACAUUUUUUUCCUAAACAUCUCCUACCAAUCAAUUUUUUCACUUCUUGUUCCAAAAUAAAUUUUAUUUUGUACAGAAAAUAUUUCAACGAGAGAUUGUUAAGAAAUAAAUCAGUUCUAGACGGACAUUGGGAAACAUUUCAUACUGCCAACUGUCUGCUGUAAGUGUCCUGUAAAGUGGUGGCUGCAUUGCUGGUGGGGUGUAUCCAACUGUCAAUGUACGUCAUAUGCUGUGUGCUACAUGUAUUAGUGUGAAGUAAACGAGAGCGGAUUGGAACGUGGGCGAUUUCUGCAGAAUUACCGUGGUGGCUUGGCAGUUAUGGAUGGUUUUGGUGAUAAUUUCGAUCAACCUGAAGUUGAUCCAGCAGCAGAAUUCCUAGCUAGAGAACAAGAUCAACUUGCCGGAUUGGAGGAUGAAUUGAAUCCUGGAAAUGCACCACCUGCUGCAGACGAUGCCAUGUUUGGUGCACAAGGUUCCGCCCCUCUCACUGGUAGUUUUGAGAUGAUUGAUAAUUUUGGACAACAGGAUGGCUUAGGACCAGACCUUUUAUCAUCUGCUCCAGAAGGUGUUCCUUCAGAGGUGAAAGCAGAAUCAGAGCCACUUGAUGAAAUAUUUUCGACACCAACACCUCCAAAACCGGUUGUGAAGGAAGAACCAGAAAAAAUUAGGAAGUGGAGGGAAGAACAGAAGAAACGCCUUGAGGAGAAAGAUGCUAAUGAAGAAAAACGGAAGGAAGAACUACGGGAGCAAGCUAAGAAAGAGCUGGAAGAAUGGUAUAAGCAUCAUGAGGAGCAGAUAGCCAAAACAAAGGCAGCAAAUCGGAACGCUGAGAAACAAUUUGUUGCUGAAGCAGGAGAAAUUGAGCCAGGCACUGAGUGGGAGAGGAUUGCAAAGCUGUGUGAUUUCAACCCUAAAUCAAGCAAGACCAGUAAGGAUGUCUCCCGCAUGCGUUCCAUUAUUCUUCAGUUGAAACAGACUCCUCCUGCAGCUAAGCGUGCUUGAGGAUAUAGUCAGCAAACUGAAUAAACAACAGGUCACCUUGUAGUUUAGAAAUGUUAACUGUCGAUUCAUUACCUAAACAUGUAGAGGAAUAUCUGAAAAAUUCUAUAUUUUCAUGUUGAAAAUAAAUGCCUCACUUCAAUAUAAUGUUCAUUCAAAUCCUUAAGAUGACAUCCCUGAUGUUGUACCACUCUUCUGAAAAUAGUUAAAUCUCUUAGGGUAAAGAAGCUGAUCCUAGCAGUUAUAGUAAAUAAUUAUUAUUACUAUUUUAUCCUCAAACAAAAUUACGCAGUUUGUAAUUAAUGUAAAUAAAAUGUAGGCAAGAUGGCUGCAGUUCCUUCAGUUCUGAAUACAAAAUGUAGGGGACUUGAAUCAGGCCAUGUAAAACUUCACUGCUCAUAUCUUCAAGAAAUGGGGUAUGGAAUGGGGUCAUUAUUGUUGGAACAGAAGCCUCUCUUAAUCUGUAGGCAAAUUAUCUAAGAUCUUAUAAGGCAAGUAGAAAAUGCAUGCUCCAGAGUCCAUCUGGAAGUAAGAAUAUGCUGUUAAUGUUAUAAUAUUUUAUGACCACAUUUAAUGAUCAAAACUGGCUAUUUGCAAAUAUCUUAGAUGUCAACUCAAGUAAUAUCAUAAAGAAGUGCAACAAAGAUCGUUGUGGAAUAAACUUUGAGUGCAAAGUCUUAAAAAUGUUAACAAUUGAAGUGGAGAUUUCAGUGUUCUACUUUCUGUAAUUUAUGUGAAAAAUAAAUUUGUGUGAAACACAAUUUGUGGAGCAUCCUUGAGUAUGCACGAAGUUAUUGAAUGUAACAAUAAAUAAAUGUUAAUGAAAAUAAUCAAUUUUUGAAACCAUAAUGGAACUGGAUUUAUAAAAAAUCUACUCACCAAGUGAUGGCAGGAGGGUUGAAGCAGAAGGAAGAAGGGUGAAGGAAAAGGAUGGGUGAGGUCUAGGAAUGAGGAGAGUUUGUAAAAGUUGCCCAGAACCUCGGGUCAUGGGAGCCACCAGACUUCUUAUCCCAUGCGGUUAGUCUCUCCUAACCCAGUGUUCUGGGAGACUUUCCUGAACUAUCCCAUUUCCUGAACCUCACCAGCCCUUCUCCUUCAACCCUUUUGCCAGGCUCCAAAAUCGUGCAAAUUUAAAUAUCCUUAUGUGUGUUCUGCCACUGCUUGGUUAAUGAAUGAAUGAAUGAAUGAAUGAAUAAACGUUAUAUUGUGACUGGUAUCA
This is a messenger RNA of Schistocerca gregaria, 2480 nucleotides long. It is a transcript of the gene Clc, whose product is annotated as clathrin light chain. The record is from RefSeq and is a predicted model, not a curated record. Lineage: Eukaryota; Metazoa; Arthropoda; Insecta; Orthoptera; Acrididae. Gene Ontology annotation, biological process: clathrin-dependent endocytosis; intracellular protein transport; clathrin coat assembly. Gene Ontology annotation, molecular function: structural molecule activity; clathrin heavy chain binding. Gene Ontology annotation, cellular component: postsynaptic endocytic zone cytoplasmic component; clathrin coat of coated pit; plasma membrane. The transcript is spliced from 7 exons. The coding region runs from base 581 to 1264 and encodes 227 amino acids.